Messenger RNA from Eurytemora carolleeae, 342 nucleotides. RefSeq names its product periaxin-like. The annotation marks the transcript as partial. Lineage: Eukaryota; Metazoa; Arthropoda; Copepoda; Calanoida; Temoridae. The transcript has 3 exons. The record is from RefSeq and is a predicted model, not a curated record.
AUGGGGAAAAAGAAGAACGAGGGAAGGAAAUGGGAUGGAAGGAUAUUGUCAGGCCAGGGGAAAGUGGAAGGAAAAGAACAGGAGGAGAAGAUCGGGAUGGGGAAAAAGAAGAACAAGAGAAGAAGGAUGGAUAGGAAAUUGUCAAGGGGAGACGGACGGUUACCCCAUGUAAAGUUACCCCAUGUAAAGUUACCCCAUGUAAAGUUACCCCAUGUAAAGUUACCCCAUGUAAAGUUACCCCAUGUAAAGUUACCCCAUGUAAAGUUACCCCAUGUAAAGUUACCCCAUUUACCCCAUGUAAAGUUACCCCAUGUAAAGUUACCCCAUGUAAAGUUACCCCAU